AUGGCACAGAGCUUGCGACUGCACUUCACAGCAAGAAGAAGCAACACUUACCCUCUGUCGGAAACUCCAGAAGAUGAGCUGGACAGGCGGAUUCCCGGGUCCUUCCAGACCCCAGCACGGAUUUCAGCCUCGAAUGUAGUUCAGAUGAACCUGACUCCUAGGCACGCUGCCUUUGCUGCUCCGUUCACACAGGACCAUGGGAAGCCUCGGGAAGUAGCCUUUGUCCCUUCCUCUGACAGUGUGCAGAAGAAGACCAGCUGCCUGCAGAUUUCCCUCCAGCCCAUAAGGUACGGUGGAGGUCUCCAGUCUAGCCACGUCUUAACGGAGGGGGAGGAUGUCUUAUUUGCUGUAAUUGAUCAUGAACUGCACGAUGCUCCUGCCCCUGGGAGUGGGAGCCUCAGUAACGUGUCAGCCAGUGACAAUGGAUCCUGCAGUAGCACUGGUAGCGAUUACGGCUCCUGUACAAGUAUCACAAGUGGAGGUUCGUACUCAAACAGUGUCCUCAGUGACAGUAGUACCUGCACUUGCCCACCAAGUGAUGAGACACUUUUUGGUGGCACUUUAUCUUCCGACAGCACCUCGAAUACAACCAAACCACACAGGAGCACCCCUCCCUGUGAGAUUUUUUCCAGAAGUCCCAGUGUGGUCCCCAUCAUCCAGGAUGGCUCAGAGCCUGGACUAGACGUGGUGACUUCGCCUGUGAGCAGGAAUACAAAAAUCCCACUCAAGCGCUGUUCCUCCUUAGUCAUUUUUCCUAGGAGUCCUUCAACCACGCCACCAGCUUCCCCCACCACCACGGGUCUUCUCCCAAGCAGAGGAGCCUACCAAACCUCUCACCAGUUGGUGGUUUCUCCUAAUGAGCCUGGACAUCACGAAGAUGGCACCAGUGCCAAAGGAUUCCUCUCCACAGCUGUCAAUGGACUCCGAUUAUCCAAAACACUCGGGACCCCCGGAGGAGAAGUGAGAGACAUCCGGCCACUCCAUACAUCACCAAAGAGAGUUGUUGUUUCAAAUCAUAACAGGCCAAACCCGACUCUCUGUGAGAAGUCGGCCGAAGGGUAUGCUUGCGUUUCAGUGCAGUUCACCCAACAGACAGCAAGCCUGUUAGAUGGUGAAACAAAGGGUGAUUGUCAACCAGAGAGGUCAGAAAUGAAGUUUCCUUCUGAGUCCGAGCAUCCCAAGUUCCCACCUAGGGCACCAUCGGCUUGCCUACCGAACACCCCCAACAUAGAUUGCCAGGUCAAUAUCAGUGGAGAGUUGGAAAGACCAAAGCCGCAGAUGCACAGAAACCACGCUACUCUACAAAGAAGUAUUUCAUUGGGAGGAACGUAUCCAAAUAUUUCCUGUUUAUCCAGCCUGAAGCACAAUUGUUCUAAGGGGGGACCAUCGCAGUUACAUAUAAAAUUUGCAUCUGGAAGUGAAGUUAAAGUUGAUAAUUUAUCAAGAGAGAGCAACAGAGAUUUCACAGGCCAACUGUCUCAUUCUUACAAGACAAGAGAUGAUUUCCUAGGUCAAGUGGAUGUUCCUCUUUAUCCAUUACCGACAGAAAAUCCACGAAUGGAGAGACCAUAUACAUUUAAGGAUUUUGUUCUUCACCCAAGAAGUCAUAAAUCAAGGGUGAAAGGUUAUCUGAGAUUAAAAAUGACUUAUUUACCUAAAACCUGUGGCUCAGAAGAAGAUAAUGCUGAACAGGCAGAAGAAUUAGAGCCUGGCUGGGUUGUUUUGGACCAACCAGACGCUGUCUGCCAUUUGCAGCAGCAGCAAGAACCUUCUCCUCUUCCCCCAGGAUGGGAAGAGCGGCAGGACGUCCUUGGAAGGACCUACUAUGUAAACCAUGCAUCGCGAAGAACACAGUGGAAAAGACCAACCCCACAGGAUGACCUAACAGAGGCUGAGGGUGGGGACAUGGAGCUGCAAGCACAGCGCGCGUUCACCACUCGGAGGCAGAUCUCUGAGGAAGCAGAAGCCAUGGAUCCCCGGGAUGCCUCUGAGACCUGGGAAGUGAUAAGAGAAGACGAAGCCGCCAUGUACAGUGGUCAGUCUUUCCCAUCACCAGCGACAUCGAGUAACGUGGACAUGCAUCCUCACCUUGCAGAAGAAUUAAAUGCUAGACUCACCAUGUGUGGUGAUUCGGCCACUAGCCAGCUCAUGUCCAGCUCAAAUCAUUCCAGCAGAAGAGGCAGUUUACAAGCCUAUACUUUUGAGGAACAGCCUACACUUCCUGUGCUUCUGCCUACAUCAUUCGGAUUGCCACCCGGGUGGGAAGAAAAACAAGAUGAAAGAGGAAGAUCGUAUUACGUCGAUCACAAUUCUAGAACCACCACUUGGGCAAAACCCUCCACACAGCCCACCAUGGACACCAGUCAGCUGCCAUCGGGCCAGAGCUCAGCAGGCCCUCGGCCGCUGCUUCCCGCCAGUGACCCAGCGUUGCAGGUGACACAGCCAUCUGAAAUUGAACAAGGAUUCCUUCCUAAAGGCUGGGAGGUCCGCCAUGCACCAAAUGGAAGGCCCUUCUUCAUUGACCACAACACCAAAACCACCACCUGGGAAGAUCCAAGAUUGAAAAUCCCGGCUCAUCUGAGAGGAAAAUCUUCACUGGACCCACCUAAGGAUCUAGGACCUUUACCUCCAGGAUGGGAAGAAAGAACCCACACAGAUGGAAGGAUCUUCUACAUAAAUCACAAUAUAAAAAGAACCCAGUGGGAAGACCCUCGCUUGGAGCAUGUCGCAAUUACUGGACCAGCAGUGCCUUACUCCAGAGAUUACAAAAGAAAGUAUGAAUUCUUCCGAAGAAAGUUGAAGAAGCAGAAUGACAUUCCAAACAAAUUUGAAAUGAAGCUUCGCCGAACGACUGUUCUAGAAGAGUCCUACCGGAGAGUGAUGAGUGUCAAGAGAACCGACCUCCUCAAGGCUCGGCUUUGGAUCGAGUUUGAUGGUGAAAAGGGCUUAGACUACGGAGGAGUGGCCAGAGAAUGGUUCUUCCUCAUCUCAAAGGAAAUGUUUAACCCCUACUAUGGGUUGUUUGAAUACUCUGCUACGGAUAAUUACACCCUACAGAUAAACCCCAAUUCUGGCCUGUGUAAUGAAGAUCACCUCUCUUACUUCAAGUUCAUCGGUCGAGUCGCUGGCAUGGCUGUUUAUCAUGGCAAACUCUUGGAUGGUUUCUUCAUCCGCCCGUUUUACAAGAUGAUGCUACAGAAACCGAUAACUCUUCAUGACAUGGAGUCAGUGGAUGGUGAAUAUUAUAAUUCGCUAAGAUGGAUUCUUGAAAAUGAUCCAACAGAAUUGGACCUCAGGUUCAUCAUCGAUGAAGAACUUUUUGGACAGACACAUCAACAUGAGUUGAAAAAUGGAGGAUCAGAAAUCGUGGUCACCAAUAAGAACAAAAAGGAAUAUAUUUACCUUGUAAUACAAUGGCGGUUUGUCAACCGAAUCCAGAAGCAGAUGUCUGCUUUUAAAGAGGGGUUUUUUGAACUAAUACCACAGGAUCUCAUCAAAAUCUUUGAUGAAAAUGAGCUGGAGCUCCUUAUGUGUGGAUUGGGAGACGUCGAUGUGAAUGACUGGAGAGAACACACCAAGUAUAAAAAUGGCUACUGUGCCAAUCACCAAGUCAUCCAGUGGUUCUGGAAGGCAGUCUUAAUGAUGGACUCAGAAAAAAGAAUAAGAUUGCUCCAGUUUGUCACCGGCACGUCCCGUGUGCCUAUGAAUGGAUUUGCUGAACUCUAUGGCUCAAAUGGACCACAGUCAUUUACGGUGGAGCAGUGGGGUGCUCCGGAGAAGCUGCCCAGAGCGCACACCUGCUUCAAUCGCUUGGACCUGCCACCCUAUGGAUCAUUUGAAGAAUUAUGGGAUAAACUGCAGAUGGCAAUCGAAAACACUCAGGGUUUUGAUGGAGUUGAUUAAACCAAACAAGCCAUGGUGUCUUUUAUUCCCCCCCCACCCCCCGUUUUCAUAAGCAAAAACGUAUCUUAAAUGUGUCUGGGGAAAACAAAACCUAAACACUUAGCCACCGUAUCUGCCCCAGCUAGCACAGGAAAAAAUCACUGAAAAAAAAAAGGUUAGAAAGAAAACGCACGGCAACUUUGCCACCACUUUUAUUUUUCUCAGAGCCAGGGCUGCAUUCGUUCUGUCUUUAAGAAUUUCCAUGCUACCAUUUAGAAGUCCUGAAAACCUAACACAGUGAGUUCGUUCCUUCACAUUUACCUCUUUUUUUUUUUUUUCUUGCAGUAUUUGCUAGGCAGUUGUUCGUUUUUUAACUACUGAAAAUGUAACUGUGAAGUAUCUGUGAUAAGUGUCAUGUGUGAAAAAAAAAUGGAUGCUUUUUUUUUUUUUUUUUGAGAAGGAAAACUGAAGUUUGGAAUUGUUUUCAUAUUAAGGAAACACCAAGGUGUUUAGUUGUAUUUAGUGUUAAUGCCGGUAUUUAUUCUUAGCGGGCCCCUUAUUGCCAGGAUUUUUGGAAGAACUUUUGGAGAGUAUGUUACCUAUUGCAAAAAAAUGUGUUUACUUUCCUCACAUGUGUGUGUGUGUGUGUGUG
Dipodomys spectabilis (banner-tailed kangaroo rat) is the source of this 4534-nucleotide messenger RNA. It is a transcript of the gene Nedd4, whose product is annotated as NEDD4 E3 ubiquitin protein ligase. Gene Ontology annotation, molecular function: sodium channel inhibitor activity; ubiquitin protein ligase activity; protein binding. The transcript is spliced from 25 exons. Gene Ontology annotation, biological process: regulation of dendrite morphogenesis; neuromuscular junction development; ubiquitin-dependent protein catabolic process. Lineage: Eukaryota; Metazoa; Chordata; Mammalia; Rodentia; Heteromyidae. Bases 1 to 3903 code for a protein of 1300 amino acids. The record is from RefSeq and is a predicted model, not a curated record.